This is a messenger RNA of Nyctereutes procyonoides (raccoon dog), 4302 nucleotides long. It is a transcript of the gene PACRGL, whose product is annotated as parkin coregulated like. The record is from RefSeq and is a predicted model, not a curated record. NCBI's taxonomy places the organism in Eukaryota, Metazoa, Chordata, Mammalia, Carnivora, Canidae. The transcript has 10 exons. Bases 2729 to 3487 code for a protein of 252 amino acids.
CCGCGCGGAGCGUCCUGCCCCCGAGCGCCGGCGGCCGCGGCCGGGAGUCGGGGGGCGCGUCUGGGAGCGGGCGCCGGGGUCGGAGUCCCGGCCGGCGUGGCGGCAGGUGUGCGGUCGCCGCGGGCGAGAGGCGCGUCUUUCAGACGAAGAGUUUCCGUGGUUUUUUGAACGCACCCAGAGUCUGACGCAGCCCCUUCCUGCUGGUACCCCCAGGAACGACUUUUUCACCUAAAGGGAGAUAGAAAUCCGUUGUUCCCAACAAAAACUUUGGUGGAUUUGGUAGGUAGUGUCGGGAAAUGUGCCCCGCGGUUUGAUGUGGCCAACGCGGCUCUCCGUGUGGGGGUCGGGUCUUUGUGCAGCUCCUCAGCUAUGACAGUCAUUACACCCCGGGACCCGGGGGCUCAGCAGGUCAGCACCACCUAGAGCCCAGGGCGUGACCCCGCGGGCCCAGGAUGCAGCCCCACCUCGGGCCCCUGCGGCGGCCUGCUUCUCCCUCUGCCUGUGUCUCUGCCCCCCCCAUCUCUCUCAUGCAUAAAUAAAUAAGACUUAAAAAGUUUAAAUACAUAAAAAUAAAAUUUACGGUCAAGAGAAACAUCAAUUUAUUAAUCUUCAUCAACAUCAAGAGUAGUUACUGUGAUUACCCCCAAUCACAGAGUUGAAGAGGCGGAGACACAGGUUUAUUUAAACAGAAGCUUAGAUCACACCACAGGAUUCCCGGCAGGGCCUUCUCCAAGAGGAACCUGUCAGGACAGUAAAUACUUGCUUAAAUACUUGCUGAAUAUCCACCGCCGUGCGGUGCAGACCCAUACAUUCAAAGCCUGCCUUACCUUAUCUGAGACUGUUUACGUGACACAUUCAAUGAGACUUUAAUUACCAUGAUUCUGGAAAAUGCCUCGGGAAUGAAUGUGAAGUGUGAUAGUAGGAGGUAAGUCCUCUGCUGGUUGUAGGAUGAAAAAUUAAGUGAAUAUAUUAAAUCAAGAAAAUUGAAAUUUGAAAUCGUUCUGUGUAUGAAACAGUGUUACAUUUAAGUUAUCCCUACGGGGCACUUUGAGAUGGUCACAUCAUGUUUGUGAUUCUUUGGGGCUGAAUUAUGGGGAGUUUUGCCCUUGUGAAGAUUUCUGAUUUGCCAAGUAGAUUAAAAUGAUCUCAUGAGGAAUUGCUUGAAAAAGCAUCAGUGUUUUAUUCUGAAGGAGGGAAAACUAAGGAAUUGAGAGUCUGCCCUCAAAUAUUUGAAAAACUGUCAUUUGGAAGUGGGAGAAGACCUCACCCGUGUUGCCUUAAAGGAAGACCUUGCGGUGUGGUUGGGGGGUGGUUUACAUAUUUAGGGACAACAUCGAGGGCUUACGGUGGGAAAUGCUCUAGGGGAAGGGUGCGCGGAGUGCGUGCAGGUGAGGGAUGCAGCGAUCACGUAGAAACAAGGGGGCAGUGCAGGAAUCCAGUGCCCCGGAAGGGUGCUUUUGAGAAACAGGCCACGAAAGGCGAAAGGCAGUGUGGGGCUUGGGGUGGGAGCUAGACCUAGAAAUAGCAGCAGGCAGUUGGGUGUAUGCAUCUGGGUGCACGUGAUGGAGGGUUCCUAGGCAGAGACCAAAGUUCAGAAGGAGGUGGUCCUGGGGGGCGCAGUGGGUUAAGCGCCUGCCUUGGCCUCAGGUCAUGAUCUCAGGGUCCUGGGGUCCAGCCGCACCUGGGGUGGCUUAGGCUCCCGGCUCAGCGGGGAGUCUGCUUCUCCCUCUGCCCCUUCCCUCUACUCAUGUGCCUGCUCGCUCUCUCUCUUUAUCUCUCCCAAAUAGAUAAAAUCUUUCUAGAAAAGGUUUAGAAGUAGUGUGUUUGACAGAAAGUCAUGACUUGAACUGGAGUCCUCCCAUUAGAGGAGAAGAGGGCAGCGUGGAAGAGGGAGACGGGAACCAUCAGUGGUGGUUGAGCGAUUUGAUAAAGCCCCUUAUCUACUCCUCAGUAACUGCCUUUAUAGGCUUGUGUUUUUCUCCCCUUUUAAUAGGGCUGGAAAUCAAGACUUAGGGAGUUUAAAUAAUCUGCCUAAAUUCUGGAACCUGGUAAUCGGUAGAGGUGAGGAUACAGACCCAGAUCGGAGACACCAGCUCCUUCUACCACGUUGAUGCCAUCGGUAGGGUUGAGUGUAGGAGGAGAAGGGAAAGAAGACCAGAAAGUUGGUGGUACCUUGAAUUAACCCUGAAGGGGUCCGUGACGUCACUGUGAUAACCUCAGUUUUGGUUAUGUUCAGUGUAAGGAGCUUGUAUGCACUGAGUAGGAGAGUUUGUUAUGUCACUUGAAGACUCGGGUGUGACACGCAGAUGUUAGCAUUUGGAACUGCGGAAACAGAGAGGCCAGAGAAGAUAGAGAUGCUAGGGGACGUGCCUGCCACUUUCUCCUUCCAGAAAUCUAGUCCAUGUUUUCUGAAUAUAGCUAGAGGUUUGCAACUCAGUUUCUAAAAGCAUAUUUUGACAGUGUGAAUGGGGGAAAAAAAGUAUAUUUUCAUACAUCUUAUUUUCUUACAGAUUGUUUUCCAUUUGCUGUUAUUGAUCUUACUGAAGUUCAUAUAAUUUCAUAUUUUCUCAUUGGUCUUUCCAGUAUUUUGUUCCAUGCCAUACUUUUUGGUGUGUAUUUUGUUAUAUUUUCUCCUCUGUUCUGUUUUGGUCCUACGUUGUUGAUGAAUCCCUCAUUCCCCAAAUUCUGAAAUCAGGUUUCAUUGGACCGCAGGCGUAAAAGGGAAGCAAUGCAGAAAUCAGAGUGCCCUGGAGGCGUACAGUUGAGAAACAGAAAGGCAGCUAACGGUGAUCAAAGGACAUCAUCAAGUGUACAUAGGACUACAGUUCAACAAAGCAGCUCCUCAUCAUCAACCAGUUCUCCAGAGACUGCAAGAAAGCUUCAUCCUCGACCAAGUGAUAAACUUAACCCUAAGACAAUUAACCCGUUUGGUGAACAGUCACGAGCUCCUUCUGCGUUUGCAGCCAUUUACUCUAAAGGAGGUAUUCCUUGCAGGUUGGUCCACGGUUCAGUGAAACACAGAUUGCAGUGGGAAUGUCCUCCCGAAAACCUUCCGUUUGAUCCUCUUCUUAUUACUCUAGCUGAGGGUUUGAGAGAGACUAGACACCCAUACACCUUUGUGUCGAAGGAGGGUUUCAGAGAAUUACUGUUGGUGCAAGGAGCUUCUGAGAAAGCUGUACCUUUGCUUCCGAGACUGAUUCCUGUGCUAAAGGCAGCUCUGGUCCACCUGGAUGAUGAAGUGUUUGCAAGAGGACUGAAUGCUCUCGUGCAGCUUAGCGUCGUUGUUGGUCCUUCUCUAAAUGACCAUCUGAAACAUCUGCUUACAAGUCUUUCCAAGAGACUAAGGGAUAAGAAAUUCAAAGAGCCAAUCACCAGUGCGUUACAGAAGCUGGAGCAGCAUGGUGGAAACUCACGGAUUGAAAUAAUGAGAUUUCCAGAUGGCUUCACUACCAUGUCGGAAGCGCCACGUGCUCUGGAACGCGUGUAGGCACAUACACGAGGAUGAAUCAGGGCAGCCUUAUCAUCAUCAAAUCUAAAAUUCCAACAUAUUGCUCCAUAUGCUGUUGAAGAAGGGAGCCCACAAAAAUGUUGUCAGCCCCCGUGACAGGUGCUAAAUGCCGACCAUGAGUACCUUUGGAACGUCUUCAGAUUUAACUUCAGUUUAUUCUUUUGUUGAUCACAGCCACCAUUCAUUAUUUACUAGACUAAGAGGAGUAUACACAGUUCCACUGAAUCAUAGUAAAAGUUAUUCCUCAACAACAAAACAAGAGUGGUCGAUGAUGGAAAGCUAUUAAAAAUGUCUUCUAAUGGUACAAUUUUGCAGGGUUGGUUUUUCAUAUUUUUACAGAUUGAUGCGAACAACCAUUAUUGGGUUUAUAAUAGAAGUGACUGUAUGUAUUUUCUAACGCCUUUUAUUUAUCAUAUACCUUUCACAAUUUGUAGCCGUGUGCUUAUUUUUAGACAUUUUGUCAUUUCUUGGGUUUUAUGUUUAUCAAGGCUACAGAAAUGUAAAUAGUGGACAAACAUUUGUGAAUUCACUGUUAAUUAUUGUCUGUAAAUAUGUAUUCUAUGAUACGGAAUACUUGGAAAAACUUCAUACCAGAGUAUUCUAGUUUAAGAAAUUUUUCUGAAUGUGUAAAUUCUCUUGUAAGUAUGUUAUUUAUUACAACUCAUUAAAACUGCCUAAACUUUAGGUGUUAAUUAUAUUUAAGUAAAUGUUAUUUUUGUAUCCCAUAGUCUGAAAAUACUGAAGAUACUCAUUGCAUGAAGAUAUUCCACAAUUAAAAUCUUAAAACUCUUAAA